GCCCUGGCGGUAAGUCAGUUGAUAAAAUCACCUCGGCACUACAAUAUACAUCGCAGAGAGAGCCGUCGUCGCGUUUUCAGAUACUUAAAUACUGAAUCUCAAUCACCGGAAAUCCCCCACAGAAUAGAAUCUCCCUCAUAAUGUAUCCCUUCGGAUCCGGAAUGCCAUCGCACCCGCACCCCUCCUCCACUAACGAGCCGCCGCGAGCGCCCUUUGGAGCUGGUUGGGUGCCACCGAUGCAGCAGAACUCGCCAUACCCCCCGCCCCCCCAGCCACACGCCCACCCACAGCACCACCACCACCAGCAGCAGCAACAAUAUCCCGGUGGUGCACCCUAUCCACCAAUGUCGGCACCUUACCCGGCCGCUCCUUCCCAUUCGAGUCCUUAUGCCACUUCCAGUCCCUAUCCCAGUUCGAAUCCCUAUCCUUCACAAUUCGCUCCUCCGGUGCAACAUCAUCAGCAACCGACGAACAGUCCCUAUCCGCCGGAUCGUGGAUAUACACCGGCCAUGACAGCCGGCUAUGAUGCGGGCUUUGGCCACGGAAACGGACAAGGACAAGGACACGGACAAGGACAAGGAUACGGACAAGGACAUGGACAAGGACAGGGUUACGGGCAUGGACAGGGGCAUGGGAAUGGUCAGGGGCACGCGCAUCGGUCACUCACAGCUCACAGAGAGGGAACUCCAACUGUGGUGGCCGCGCAAGGAUUCGAUCCCGUGAAGGAUGCCCACGAUUUGCGCAAGGCGAUGAAGGGCUUCGGCACGGAUGAGAAUGCCCUGAUCAACAUCAUUUGCCGGCGGACGAACGAGCAGCGCCAGGAGAUCCAGCGUCAGUACAAGACGCACUUCGGCAAGGACCUCAUCGAAGACAUCAAGUCGGAGACGAGCGGCAACUUCGAGAAGCUCCUCGUCGGCCUGCUGCGUCCCAUCGUCGAUUACUACUGCGCCGAACUGAACGAUGCCAUGGCAGGCUUGGGCACCGACGAGGAGGUCCUCAUCGAGAUCCUCUGCACGCUGUCCAACAUGGAGAUCUACACGAUCAAAAACCAGUACUUACGACUGUACGGUGCCCAUCUGGAGUCGGAACUAAAGUCGGAGACCUCGGGCAACUUCAAACGGCUGCUCACCUCGUUGUGCACGGCGGCGCGGGACGAAAGUGGCCGUGUGGAUCCAGUUGCGGCCAAAAACGAUGCCAGGGAGCUGCUCAAAGCCGGCGAACUGCGUGUCGGCACCGAUGAGAGCAUGUUCAACAUGAUCCUCUGCCAGAGGAACUACCAGCAGUUGAAAAUGAUAUUCCAAGAGUACGAGGGCAUGACUGGCCACUCGCUGGAGAAGGCCAUCAAGAAGGAGUUCUCGGGCGACGUGAUGGAGGGUCUGAUUGCCAUCUACCGAUGUGUCACAAACAAGGCCGACUACUUUGCCUCGCGUUUGCACAAGUCGAUGGCUGGAAUCGGCACCAAUGACACCCAGUUGAUCCGUGUGAUUAUCACGCGGUGCGAGAUCGAUAUGCAUGAUAUCAAGGUGGCUUUUGAACGACUGUACGGCAAGUCCUUAAAGAGCUGGAUCAAGGGCGAUACUUCGGGCCACUACAAGCACGCUCUUUACGCCCUCGUUGGUGAACAGCGCUCAUCUUAAGAUCCAUCCCAUAUUCAAUAUUCAAACCAAAUCGAACUUGAAUUCAAUUAUUCGAAUACGUAUUAUCUUUUCUAUGUAUUCGAUCAUUUACAUACAUACAACAUACACGCCAAGGGAGCCAAAACAAUGAAAAUGACCCACUUUGUGGACUUUAAGUGCUCACAGAUAUUACCUGAAAACGGGAACUAAAAUCCCACAUCCUCUCGACAAUUUGAUACCUCUUAAAAAGAUGAAAAGGCCAACGGUUAGCAAGUGUUGUGUUUGUUUUAUUGAAAGACCUUUGUAUUUAAAAGCGCUCGUAAAGACAACAAUUAUGGAAGUUCCUCUCGUCUCACUUGCUUCUCGUUUGGACGAUGAACAAUUUGCUAAAUAUUUUAUUAAGUAUACAACUACAGUGCAAUAAACAAAUAAAAACUAAACAUUUAAACAUUUAAUUCAAUUUCCAUCUAUGGACUUCGUCUCACGAGUGCCUCAACGUAACUUUAUUGCCUACUUCACAAAUAGCAUUUAAAACUGCAAAGCAUACACUGAAAACAAAACUAUAUGAUAUAUACGCGUAUUGAACAGAAUCGAUUUGUAUUCACUUAUACACUAUACAUUAUCUCGUUUUUGUAAGCGGGUUUUUAACUGCUAGUUCGCUCUCAAUGGAAUAAAUUAUUAUACAUGUGUGUAUUACAAAA
This is a messenger RNA of Drosophila ficusphila, 2317 nucleotides long. Its product is annotated as annexin B11. Gene Ontology annotation, molecular function: calcium ion binding; calcium-dependent phospholipid binding. Gene Ontology annotation, cellular component: cytoplasm. The coding region runs from base 141 to 1637 and encodes 498 amino acids. Lineage: Eukaryota; Metazoa; Arthropoda; Insecta; Diptera; Drosophilidae. The transcript has 8 exons. The record is from RefSeq and is a predicted model, not a curated record.